AUGGACUCAGCACACUCACAGGCUCAGAACAGGGCGGCUCUCGAGGAGUUUGUUCGACAGCCAGUACGAAGCUACAUGAUCCAGCAUCUGGCAAAGCACGCGGCACAGGUCAUCAGAUGUGAGCAGCCGCCGUCGUCACAUGGCUCAUUACCAACGCCUCCUUCAACACCGCCCACAGACCCAGCCACGCCAGAGAAUCUCGGUCCAGGUCCCAACUCUAAUGACCUCACUCGUGUAUUUGGAUCGACUCAAGCACGGCUGCCUCCUGUUGCCAAGGGUAUGCGGUGUACUACUCACCGCAUCUUCCUCGCCGCACUGAUCCUGGCCGCCAAGAACCUCAACGAUUCAUCACCAAAGAACAAGCACUGGGCACGGUAUACGAGCGUGAAGGGUUAUGAGGGAUUCGGCUUUGGGCUAGCAGAGGUGAACUUGAUGGAGCGACAGAUGUUGUUCCUGCUUGACUUCCAGACCAUCGUGACGGAGGAGGAUCUCUUCAAGCAUUUCGAGCCAUUCCUGGCUCCCAUCCGGUUCCAGCUGGAGCUUCAGCACGAGCGAUCUGAGCUCAACAGCCACAGGCACUGGCAAUCUCAGUCGUCGAUCGACACUAAUGUCGUCGAUUCUCUCCGACAAUCAACGCGAGCACUCAUCGCCAAGCAGCCAUCUCGUGCAGCACUCGCCGUCUAUGACUCGCCACAUUCAUACGGAGAAGAUGAGGUGCCCGCUCUGCGACAGCCCAGAGCUUACCACAGCAAUCAAAGCUCCCUAUCGCUACCUGCUGCCAGCCAUAAGCGUCGACCAUCACCAUAUCGUCACGACCGAUCGAUUUCACCACCAUCGCUUCGGGAUCUCCCUCCUUUGGUUCGAUCAGGUCACUCCUACUCCAGCUCGCGAUCUUCGUCCGUCGCUCCAUCGUCACAUUCGAGGUCGUCAUCACUGGCGCCUAGCACUCGAUCUCGAGGCACGCCUAUGAAUCUCAGCUACGUCGACGAAAAUCUCGUGGUCAUGGACGGCAAUUAUAGCCCUGACAAUUAUCACUACACAGCAUACGGAAAGGCGGUGUCAGCUAGUCGGCCCAGUCUCAAGGACCACCAUCAGAUCAGCUUCCAGGAGCAGCAGCCCAACAAGAAGGCGCGAUCCGAUAACACCAGCAUGAGCAGUGUCAUGUCAAGGAUCUUCAACGCCGGCACAAGACUCGGGCGAACACCAGGGCAAGCUGUCUGA
Messenger RNA from Cyphellophora attinorum, 1221 nucleotides. Its product is annotated as PHO85 cyclin-2. The transcript has 2 exons. Gene Ontology annotation, cellular component: cyclin-dependent protein kinase holoenzyme complex; nucleus. The coding region runs from base 1 to 1221 and encodes 406 amino acids. The record is from RefSeq and is a predicted model, not a curated record. Gene Ontology annotation, biological process: regulation of cyclin-dependent protein serine/threonine kinase activity. Gene Ontology annotation, molecular function: cyclin-dependent protein serine/threonine kinase regulator activity; protein kinase binding. NCBI's taxonomy places the organism in Eukaryota, Fungi, Ascomycota, Eurotiomycetes, Chaetothyriales, Cyphellophoraceae.